UUGCCACCUGACGCUACAAGACAAUGCACUUGGACUAAAGAUGCACUUAAGAAAGGGGUAUUUUAUCCCCACUCUACACAAGAUUGGAAAAGGACCGAGAAAAUUGUGCCCAACGUUCUGUCUUUAAUAGGAAACACACCCAUGGUAAAAUUGAAUUCAAUACCAAAAAAAGCCGGGAUUAAGUGCAAUAUAUAUGCAAAAUUGGAAUACUUCAAUCCAGGAGGUUCAGUAAACCGAAUAGCAAAAAGAAUUAUAGAAGAUGCCGAGGCACAAGGACUUUUAAGACCCGGGAUGACGAUCAUUGAAGCUACUUCUGGAAAUACUGGAAUCGGAGUGGCAUUAGCUUCGGCCAUUAAAGGAUACAAGUGUAUAAUAGUCAUGAGCGAAAAGAUGUCGAACGAGAAAGUGGCAGUAAUAACAGCAUUAGGAGCAGAACCGAUUAAGACACCAAUCACAGCCGACUCGUAUUCUACCGAGGGAAUUUUUGGCGUAGCAAAUCGAUUACACAACGAAAUUCCCGAUUCUCUAAUACUGGACCAGUUUUCCAAUCCGGGAAAUCCACUGGCACACUACGACACCACCGCGGAGGAGAUAUUGGAUCAGUGCAAUCAUAAAGUUGAUUACCUGGUAAGGAAAAUAGCAAAUUAAUUUAUUUAA
This is a messenger RNA of Sitophilus oryzae (rice weevil), 657 nucleotides long. RefSeq names its product cystathionine beta-synthase-like. Gene Ontology annotation, molecular function: cystathionine beta-synthase activity; cysteine synthase activity. NCBI's taxonomy places the organism in Eukaryota, Metazoa, Arthropoda, Insecta, Coleoptera, Curculionidae. The record is from RefSeq and is a predicted model, not a curated record. Gene Ontology annotation, cellular component: cytoplasm.